AUGGCGUCAACCAUGAGAGCAAUUCGAAUUUCAAGCACAGGAGGUUCAAAAGUUUUAAAAUAUGAUACGGUUCCGCGUCCCGAGAUUACUGGGCCGGAUGAUGUGCUGGUGAAGAAUGAUUUCAUCGGUGUCAAUUUCAUCGAUGUAUAUCACAGAACGGGUUUGUAUGAAAUCCCACUUCCGGCAAUAAUUGGGCGCGAAGGCGCUGGCGUCGUCGAAUCGGUCGGGGAAAAUGUAAAAGAUGUUGUUCCUGGUGACCGCGUUGUCUACUUUGGAAAUAGUUAUGCGGAAUACUCGAAUUCUCCCUCGAAGCACGUCGCCAAAAUACCAGAAGGUGUCGACUCGGAAGUGGCUGCCGCUUCCCUUAUCCAAGGUUUGACCGCGCACACCUUGGUUACUCAAGCCUAUCCCGUUAAGAAAGACGAUUGGAUCCUUAUUCAUGCUGCCGCAGGUGGCGUUGGCCUCCUUCUCACUCAACUCGUGAAAAACAUUGGCGCUCAUGCAAUCGGCACCGUCUCUACUUCCGAGAAGGCCAAAUUGGCAAAGUCGGCGGGUGCCGAAUACAUAAUUAACUACACCACCCAAGAUGUCGUUAAGGAAGUCAUGCAGAUCACGAAUAAAGAGGGCGUGCAUGCGGUCUACGAUGGUGUCGGAAAAAGUACAUUUGAAAUUUCCCUAGAGUGUGUGCGUCGACUCGGUACCUUUGUUACAUUCGGAAAUUCUAGCGGUAAAGUUCCGCCGUUUGACGUCACCACACUCGCAAAGAAGAACAUAAGACUAUUGAGGCCUACUUUGUUUAAUUACGUCGUUACCAAGGAGGAGUUCCAAACGUAUACGAGUGAAUUAUUCGAGUUACUUCUGAACGGCAAGUUGAACAUAAAAAUUUGGAAACGAUACAAAUUGAGCGAAGUGAAACAAGCUCACGAAGACUUGGAAGGAAGGAAAACUUCCGGAAAUACCAAUAAUAACAUACUGCAAAUAUUCAAAUCUCCUCUUCCUCUUGCUCUAAAAUUAAAUAUGGACGAAAUCUUCACAAAGUUGGCGCUUCAUACUGCGACUCUGGUCGGUAAGGCGGCUUUUGCGUAUAGUACAAAUUACGCUAUGAAACAAGUCACAAACUAUAUUAAACAAGACACCACCAACGCUCCUCACAUCGAUGUCUCCGAGAUUGAGCGAGUUAAAGAGAGUUUGGAACUUAGUAUACAAAUGGUUCAACCAGCAAUAGACUUAAUUGAAAUAAUAUCGGCACGUGGAAACACGACAUUGGAACCGACGGUUGCUCACACAACGAUGUUACGAAAGGAGAUCGAAUCGUUCGCACGUAUGAUUUCUAGAAGCUCUCUGGAUGCUGAAGAAUCAAAUAUUAAAACUUCGAAAAAAAAGCGUCCUCUGGACCAUUCUAAAAUCAUAAAAGAAAUGCAGGAUUUGAUACUGAAGAUCGAAAGGUUCGUCCCCUAUCUUAAUCUCGUGAUGACCACGAGCGGAGCGAAUCUCGGUUGGAGUUUGCCCAAUUCCGUGAGUCCCUCACGCCUACUACAAGCCUCUAAUGCAUUGUAUGAGGCAAAUAGGAAGUUUACGGGAAAUGUUGCCAAACAAAUGCGCGUGGGACCGGUGUACAAAUUGAAACUAUAUUAUAUGUUUACCGCUUCGGUACGACCCAAAUCGGUCGUCGAUUUUACGUGGAAGGAGGAGUUUACAAAGUGUGAUGCUUUUAUACAUCGAGUUCGUGAGGCUUCCAAGGAGUUUGCUUAUGAGUUGGUGCUUGUAGAAGACCUUAAUGACGGAAGAUAUCACGAGGAAUUUGAUACCGGUGAUCCAGCAAGACUGAAAGAGAUUAGAGCUAAGCUUGACAAAUCAAAUCAAAGUAUCCCGGGAAAGAUUCGUCGAAUUCCGGUGGGUGAGAUAUCGCGCUUAUACUAUACCUCAUCGGGAUCUCUGUUGAACAUCGAAGAGUCGAAGACACCGGUACUCGUUCUCAAAGUCAUAAAAGGGCUUUCCAAAGCUCAUUUGCUGAAAGAAAGAAGUUUGGAUAGAGUGGAUCUAGAUGCGAAUCCGUUGUACGUGCCUCAAAUGGCGGCUGCCCAUGAUGAACAUUUAAAGGAUGCAAAAGAACACACGGACGUGGAUUUGUUCGCCCUGGAAAUCUUUCAGGAAGCAGAAACCUUUGCUGCGGAUGAAGAAGAAGACUAUGAUGAAGAGGAAAUUGUUAGCAGUGACGAAGAGAUCGAUGAUGGCGGGAGGGUGACUGGGACCCCUCCCCGUGAAAAUGUUAGAACACCCUCGCCGAGGAAGCCCCCUCUACCAGACACACCAUCACCAAAGAGCAUUCCUUUGCCAGAAACACCGUUAUCAAGAACUAUUCCAAGAACAGUUUCGUCUUUGCCUGGCACUCCCUCACCGAGAAAUACUUCUGCUCCAACAUCCCUCAUCCCAAGCAACGUUCCUUUGCCAAUCAGCGAUGACGAAGAUUCGGACGCAACCUUAAGCGACGACGAUGACGAUGAAAUAAACAAAACCGAUGAACUUGAAAUAUCUGAUGAACAUCGGGAUCCCGUGAUAAAUAUAGAAGCCGACGUUGAAAGCGCUAAUGAUAUUCCAGGUACUCGUGAACCAACAGAUGUUAUAGAAGUUCCGGAUGCUGAUUUAAGCGUGGAUGGUGUUAACGAGCUAGACGGCGGUAACGUUGAGGUGUAUCAAUCUAAUUUGAAAACCCUUAGCCUUCUUGAAUACAUACUACGCCUAAGUGCGUUGGAGGUUUGUGAACAAACAAAUCACCUCGAAUUAGCCGAUGAGAAGAUUAAUUUGUUCCUCAAAGAUGACGAUCCAUCCGGAGGGUCCACUGGUUCAACAACGACUACUGAGUCAUCGCCGCCAAGACCAACACCGCACACCGCAACUUCCACUUCAUCAACAGCCAAGCCUUUGUCGUCUUCAAGAAGACUGUUAUUUGAAGAAGAAUUGAACGCAAUGAAAAUCAAAUAA
Molecule: messenger RNA, 2982 nt
Organism: Acaulospora colombiana
Lineage: Eukaryota; Fungi; Glomeromycota; Glomeromycetes; Diversisporales; Acaulosporaceae
Source: the annotation of a GenBank genome assembly